Molecule: messenger RNA, 1177 nt
Organism: Cydia amplana
Lineage: Eukaryota; Metazoa; Arthropoda; Insecta; Lepidoptera; Tortricidae
Product: zinc finger protein 239-like
Exons: 2
Coding region: 44-1162 (372 amino acids)
Biological process (GO): regulation of transcription by RNA polymerase II
Molecular function (GO): RNA polymerase II cis-regulatory region sequence-specific DNA binding; DNA-binding transcription factor activity
Source: RefSeq, a predicted model, not a curated record
AAGUAAAGUCCUUGGUAGGAAUUGCUCUGUCAGACUGGAGACAAUGCAUGUGAGCAUGGAGAGUGGCAUGUGUAGGGUUGGUCUCAAUACAUACAAGUUCCGAAUGUGUCUCCUAAACUACCAAGACAAACAUGUCAACAAUGAAAUUUAUAGAUCAACUCCGCAAAAAGACGAAAAUAUGCAUAUGGGAACAAAUUCCAAAUCACCUAGUAAGAAAAGUAUUAAAGUCCAAGAAAAACGAUACAAAUGUGACCUCUGCAAUUAUGCUACUGAUGAAAAAUAUAGGCUUAAAGUACAUGGAAAGGUGCACAGUGGUGAAAAACCCUACAAAUGCAAACUCUGCAGUUACUCCACUGCCUAUAAAGCUCACUUGCAAAUUCACGACAGAAUACACACUGGGGAACGACCUUUCAAAUGCGACCAAUGCAGUUAUGCCUCCAUCCAAAAAUGUGACCUGUCAGUCCACAAAAGGGUGCACAGUGGGGAGAAGCCACACAAAUGUAGCCACUGUAGCUUCGCCUGUAAACGUAAACGUGACUUGUUAGCCCAUGAAAGGACACACAAAGUUGAAAAACCAUUUAAAUGUGAACACUGUGAUUACACCAGCAACCGCAAACGAGAUCUGUUAAUCCAUGUUAGUCGCACACACUCUUUAAUAACUACCAAAAAUGAUCAGAAUACUUACAAAUGUGACCACUGUAGUUACACUAGUCCUACUAGACGCAACUGGAAGAACCACAUCAGAAUAGUGCAUAUGAAAGUUAAACCUUACAAAUGCCAUAAAUGUGGUUAUGAAACUAGAGAUAAAAUUAGGUUUGGAACUCACGUCAAGAAACACACUGGGGAGCCAAUCGAGUUGCGUUAUAAAUGUAGUCAAUGUAAUUACGCUACUGACCAUAAACAUCAUAUGUUAGGCCACCAAAGAACUCAUUCAGGUGAGAAACCUUUUACAUGUGUCCACUGCAGCUACGCUACGGCCUAUAGACGUGAAUUGUUAGCCCACAAAGCUUUACACAACGAAGAAAACCCUUACAAAUGCAAUAAAUGCACGUACGCAUGUGGCAGUGAGAGUAAUCUUCGAAACCAUGAAAGGACACACAUUGGUGAGAGCGUGAAUAAACUUGCAGACACUCAAAAACCUGUCUGUUCAGAACAGAGUUAAAACUAUUUGGAAUAU